CGCUCCCCAAAGCGACGGCGAGUUUAUGACGAGAGCGACGAUUCCACGCCGAGAUACAGGGAUAGCUCCCCGGACGCACCCGCUGGACUUGACCACGGAUCUUCGAACCUGAGCCCACGUCGAGACUCCGGCGCUCGUCGAAGAUCAAGCUCUUCAGAUGGCAGUAUUGGCGAGCAUGGUCGCGCAUACCAUGGCCAUAAUAGCAGCCGCUCCAGCAGUCCCGAGACACCUCGCUCGUCGCGCGACUCUCCUGUGCCUCCACCUGCCGCCCACAGGCCCCUCAAGCUGAACUACAAGCAGAAAUUCAUAUUGAAGGGCCACAGGAAGGGUGUUUCACAAGUGCGCUUCUCACCAGAUGGUCGCUGGAUUGCGAGCAGUUCCGCGGAUGGUACGAUCAAGAUCUGGGAUGCGGUGACGGGGAAGCAUAUGCGGACGUUAGAGGGACAUUUAGCUGGUAUUUCAACGAUUGCCUGGAGUCCGGAUUCGAAUACGAUUGCUUCGGGGUCGGAUGAUAAGGCGAUUAGAUUGUGGCAUAGAGCGACUGGGAAGCCGUAUCCUGUACCGCUGUUGGGACACCAUAAUUAUGUUUACUCGCUGGCUUUUUCGCCGAAGGGGAAUAUGCUGGUUAGUGGGAGCUAUGACGAGGCUGUUUUCUUGUGGGAUUUGAGGGCGAGGAAACAAAUGAGGAGUUUGCCUGCGCAUUCAGAUCCUGUUGGUGGAGUUGACUUUAUUCGAGAUGGGACUUUGGUGUGCAGUUGUUCAACGGACGGCCUUAUUCGAGUCUGGGACACGGCAACAGGACAAUGCCUCCGAACCAUCGUCCACGAAGACAACGCCCCCGUAACCACGGUCAGAUUCUCCCCAAAUGGCCGCUACAUCCUCGCCUUCACACUCGACUCCUGCAUUCGUCUGUGGGACUAUGUUUCUGGCACCUGCAAGAAAACCUAUCAAGGACACGUCAACACGAAAUACUCUAUCGGCGGCGCGUUUGGAGUUGGAGGAACAGAAGGAUUCAUAGCGUCCGGUAGUGAGGAUGGAGAGAUCCUGUUCUGGGAUGUGAGGAGCAAGGAGGUUUUGCAGAGGGCCAGAGGCCACGACGGUGUGGUGGUCUGGGUUGAUACUUGUCCUGGCCGGUCUGGCACGCUGGUUAGCGGGGGUUUAGAUGGGACGGUACGGAUUUGGGUUAAUGUCGAAGACGAAGACGUUGACAAAGUGAAGACUGAGCAGGAAAACGGUGUAGCCGCAUUUGACCGGGAUGACGGGGAUGUUGAUAUGCAUGAGGUGAAGGUGGAGAAUGGCGCAAGUGAUGAUGAUACCCCCGGAGACGAGAUGAGCAUCGACGGCCGACGAACACCAGAGCGAGAAGCUGAGCAACCGGUAAAUGGUGGCCUGAACUUGGAUGAGAUGGAGGAAUGAAGGUCGAGAUCCAACAUAUGAUGACUAUGAGAUCACAUGAUCCAUACAUUCACAAGCAGUACCAUUAAAUCCCAGGUGCCAGAGCAUCCGGAGCUGGAUCCCCCCCAACGACACAUCCGCUGAGUUGAAGCUCGAGGGACCUCUGCACAGCAGACAUUGCCUUCCUAUCCAAGGCUGAGUCUGCAAGCCCUGCUGGGACCAUGUGAUCACAGCCUCGUUGCACAUCUACACCUCCAUGGCUGAGUUAGAACACAAUGGGAUCUUUCUCACCAUAUAUUGCUUUGGACCACUCUACAGCACUGUCCACAAACUGUCCAUAAUUUAAAAGAUUAUGACAUAUGGCUUCAAAGCAAUUGACUCUCCAAAGAAUUAAUGCUAGUGACAUGCUUCACAUGCUUCUGUCUUCAAAUGAUAACACUUUAAGAGCUGACACUUCUUCCUCAUAAAUGCAACUGCCAACUACCUAUUAUUCAAACCAAUG
Messenger RNA from Amorphotheca resinae ATCC 22711, 1897 nucleotides. RefSeq lists its product as hypothetical. NCBI's taxonomy places the organism in Eukaryota, Fungi, Ascomycota, Leotiomycetes, Helotiales, Amorphothecaceae. Gene Ontology annotation, cellular component: Set1C/COMPASS complex. The record is from RefSeq and is a predicted model, not a curated record. The transcript is spliced from 2 exons. Gene Ontology annotation, molecular function: histone binding. Bases 427 to 1416 code for a protein of 329 amino acids.